Molecule: messenger RNA, 4254 nt
Organism: Apus apus (common swift)
Lineage: Eukaryota; Metazoa; Chordata; Aves; Apodiformes; Apodidae
Gene: BTBD2
Product: BTB domain containing 2
Exons: 9
Coding region: 14-1753 (579 amino acids)
Biological process (GO): neurogenesis
Cellular component (GO): P-body; cytosol
Molecular function (GO): protein binding
Source: RefSeq, a predicted model, not a curated record
CGCGCGGUGCCCCAUGCGCCGCUGCUGCCCGGCUCUCUGCAUCGCCGCCGGCCCCGGCAGCCACCGCCCCGCCAUCGCCGCCCCGCUCCCGCUCCCGCCCGCCGCCGUGUCCCGCCCGCCGCUGCUGGUGCUGCUGCUGCUGCAGCGCCGCCCCGCGCCGCCCGCCCCUGCGCCUCCGCCGCACAAGAUGGCGGCCGGUGGGAGCGGCGGGGGCCCCGGGGGCCUCUCCUCCUCCUGCCCGCAGCCGCCGCCGCCGGGGAACGGCGCCGCCGCCGCCGCCGCCUGCACCAACGGCGCGCCCGCCUCGCCCCCCGGCCUCACCUACAACCAGUGCGGUGCCGCCAACCCGGCGGCGAGCGGCGGAGCGGCGGGCCCGGCGGCGGCGGUUGCGGGGGCGGCGGGGGCCGCCGGGGGGGCGGGCGGCCCUGGCGGGGCGCUGCAGCGGGAGCCGGUCUAUAACUGGCAGGCGACGAAGCCCACGGUGCAGGAGCGUUUCGCCUUCCUCUUCAACAACGAGGUGCUCAGCGACGUGCACUUCCUGGUGGGGAAGGGCCGCGGCUCGCAGCGCAUCCCGGCGCACAGGUUCGUGCUGGCCGUGGGCAGCGCAGUCUUCGAUGCGAUGUUUAAUGGUGGAAUGGCCACAACUUCUACAGAGAUUGAGCUGCCUGAUGUGGAGCCUGCUGCCUUCCUGGCUCUGCUGAAGUUUCUUUAUUCAGACGAAGUUCAGAUUGGACCAGAGACUGUUAUGACAACACUUUACACAGCUAAAAAAUAUGCAGUUCCAGCCCUUGAAGCUCAUUGUGUGGAAUUCCUCAAAAAAAACCUCCGAGCAGACAAUGCAUUCAUGCUGUUAACACAGGCAAGACUGUUUGAUGAGCCUCAGCUGGCCAGCCUUUGCUUAGAGAACAUAGACAAGAACACAUCAGAUGCCAUCAAUGCAGAGGGGUUUACAGACAUUGAUCUGGACACCCUGGUUGCAGUGCUGGAGAGGGACACCCUGGGGAUCCGGGAGGUGCGUUUGUUCAAUGCGGUGGUUCGCUGGGCGGAGGCCGAGUGUCAACGGCAGCAGCUGCAGGUGAUUCCAGAGAACAAGAGGAAGGUGCUGGGCAAAGCACUUUCCCUUAUCCGCUUCCCAUUGAUGACUAUUGAGGAGUUUGCAGCAGGGCCUGCCCAGUCGGGAAUCCUGACGGACCGGGAGGUGGUGAGCCUGUUCCUGCACUUCACCGUCAACCCGAAGCCGCGGGUGGAGUUCAUCGACCGGCCGCGCUGCUGCCUGCGGGGGAAGGAGUGCAGCAUCAGCCGUUUCCAGCAGGUGGAGAGCCGCUGGGGGUACAGUGGGACUAGUGACAGGAUAAGGUUCUCAGUAAACAAAAGGAUAUUUGUAGUUGGGUUUGGAUUAUACGGAUCCAUACAUGGGCCAACGGAUUACCAAGUAAAUAUACAGAUCAUCCACACAGACAGCAACACAGUGCUGGGGCAGAACGACACCGGGUUCAGCUGUGAUGGAUCCUCCAACACUUUCCGCGUCAUGUUCAAGGAGCCUGUUGAGAUUCUACCCAACGUCAACUACACAGCAUGUGCUACCCUCAAGGGUCCAGAUUCCCACUAUGGAACCAAAGGACUGCGCAAAGUGAUCCAUGAAUCACCCACAACAGGAGCCAAAACCUGCUUCACGUUCUGUUACGCGGCCGGAAACAACAACGGCACGUCCGUGGAGGAUGGACAAAUCCCAGAGAUCAUCUUCUACACAUAGUGCAGCUGCAGAGCAGGCUCUGGACUCUCUUCUCUUCCCCGUGACCUUCCAAACUAAGUAUCUGGCUGAGUUUGACCACACCAGUUGGAGCCACACUAGCCAAAGGUCUCAGUAAAAUCAUUUCAAAGCUCAUGUUCUGCCUUGUGCUGGUGAUCCUGCUGCUACCACGUACCAGGCUGGCUGGUACCCCAGUCCCAUGUGUAGCUUGUCUGUGGUUAGUCAUGUUCUACUUUACUGAUUAAUCCUAUCUAACAACAUGCAUUUUUAUUUUUAUUUUUUGGACUGCAAUGAAUGUAGAUGCUUUUCCACCGGUCAGAAGCAUGGAAACGAGUGGCUCUGGUUGUGGUUCUACUUCCUGGGAGGAGAGAAUCCUACAAAAAAAAAACACCACACACAAAAAAAACCCAACACAACAAAAAAAACCAAACCAAACAGACUCGGUCAAGGGCUGGUGGCCCAUCCUUUUCCCUGAGGCUUUGCUGUUCCACCACUACAGGGUCUUGUGGGAGACCCCAAAACUAGAGCAGCUCUGGAGAGACUGUGGUGUUUUCCUGCUGUUCUCCUGAAUUUGUGACAAUCCUUCACCCUGGGCAGCUGGUGACAGCAACCGGCCGUGCCCUGCGGAGCCGGGAAGGGACAGGGGCUCUGCCUGGGCAGGCUCCUUCCUCCCCUGCCCCCCCCAGGGCCUGGUGGUGCUUCUCCCAACUUCUGCAGCCUGGUUCCAAGGGUGGGUGAUCCUGGGUGGCCCUCCUCAGCAGUAGGGCACCUGUGCUAAUUGUUACUGUGCUAAUCAAGCCCUUGGCAGGUCCUGCCAGGGGCUGGCAGCUGAAGCAAGCAGGGCUCCUUGGCCUCCCUGCCCCUCCUUGGCCUCCCUGCCCCUGAGUGUUGCUGCUCUCUCCGUGCACCUUUCAAUGCAUUUCCUCUUGGUUCCCGUGUGUUUCUCACCCACCCACCCCUGGGCUGCUCCAGAACCUGCUGCCCUGAUGUGAAAUAGAAGAGAGGUUUGAUGUGCACCUGCCUGUUACCUAAUAACGCAGCAGAUGGAUGAGGAUUUAUGGAGCAGUUUAGGAAAACAUGAAAGGUUUUCUGUUUGCCUGGGUGUGUUUGCACAGUCCCUGCUUGGAUGGGCACAGGAGCACGAGGCUGUAUUUACAAAUAUCACAAAUGGCUCCUGACUUGGGGCUGUUGAGCUCCGUGAUCUUGAAGAUGCCCCUUAACCUGUUUGGGGCUGGUUGUUUUUCCCCAUCAGCUGGUACAACUUUAGCUGGGAGGGGGAGGUUUGUCCUGCCAGGGGGUGGGGGGCUCAUACCUGACCAGCUUCAUGGUCACUGGUGAGGACCCUGAGGCUGGACCCUCUCUGUAAUUAAACCACAGCUUGGCAGUGUGACCAGAGCCUUUUGCAGUCUGCAGGGGCAAGUGCUGCCCCAAAGCUGAGGGUCCCCCCCCCCGCCAGCUCCAGGCACACAAAACCCUUGGGACCCACCAGGCAGCAGUUGCCACCCUAUUUGGCUCUGAGAAGUUAAAACCUCCUUGUCCUUUGCUGUCGUGGGUGGCUUGGUCACUCUCUGGGGAAAUGGCACCUCCUGCUCCCUUGGGUUGGGAGCCCAGUGUCUCCUCAGCCCCACAGCAGUGACCCUGCAGGAGCAGCCUGCACCUCCUCACCAGUAGCUGUUAGAGAGGUCAGCACUGUGUUCUGUUCCCUAGGAAGACAUUGCAGGAUGUGUGGUUCUUCUGCUUCCAGGUGGGAUGUUCCUAAUGUGGCCAGUACUAAAAAAAGGAAAAGAAAAGAAAAAAAAAAAAAAAAGGAUCUGUGACUUAGUUAUUGAACCUGACUCUGUGCAAUGCAAAGUGAGAUGGGUCAGGGAGGUGGCCCUGGGGUGCAUGAAGUUGUGCCUGCUCUCACCUCCCACCCCUGCCCCCUUCUCAGAGGUUGUGGGGUCUUCCCUGCAGCCCCACAGGGUCCCUGUUCUGGGGACACGGCACCUCAGGGCCUUUCUGCACAGAGGUGACAAUAGUGGGACUCACUGGAACUGGAAAGGAGUGAAGCUGCAAACUUGCCUGAGGCAGGAGCAGGGCCUGGACCUCCCUGCUGCCUCUGCCAGGGUCUGUUUUCACCUCUUUCGCAGAUUCUCUCCCCGAACUCACCCUUCUUCCGCCACUUCCUCCCAGGUAGGUCCUGGGGGCUUGUCCUGUUGGGGAGGGAGUCAAACUGAACUACACCCGAGCAACUCCUGUUCUUACAGCUUCCCUGCAGUUGGAUGCAAUUCUGGCUUUUGUAGAUAGAUGAAUGUAAACUCAUUGUUGGACCUGCCUGUUCCCAAAAGUACGAGACGUUCUGUUUGUACCACGUCACCUUCCAGGCAGAGCUGGGACUGUCUCCACUUCCAGUGCUGUAUUGAUGAAUGUAUCCGAUGCUCUCGUUCAGUGUUCACACUCUGCUUUUUUGGCCAGCUUUGUGAUUUGUAAAUAGGAAAUCAAUAAAGACAUUCGGGUUGUCUUUA